Molecule: messenger RNA, 2290 nt
Organism: Meloidogyne enterolobii
Lineage: Eukaryota; Metazoa; Nematoda; Chromadorea; Rhabditida; Meloidogynidae
Source: the annotation of a GenBank genome assembly
UUUCUUUUUAAUUUUUUUUAAAAAUUUUUUGUAUUCUGAAUUUUUUUUUUUGAAUAAAACAAUGGAUAGAAUAUUAAGUUAUUUUUGUAUUCCUUUAUUGUCAAUUUUUUUGUAUAUUCUUGCUCAAUUCUUUUUCAAAUCUGAUGAUCUUAAUUUGUGUGAUAUGACAUUUAUGUGGCGAAGAAUGCAUUACAUGAAAAUUAAUGUAGAACAUGAGAGAUAUUCUUUAUUUCUUUAUGGCGAAGGGAUUUAUGCUGAGAAUUUUAGACAAACCAAUUUUCUAAAUGGUUUUCCUAUUUUAUUUGUCCCUGGGAAUGCUGGUUCUGGCCGUCAAGUUCGAUCACUUGGUUCACUUUUGCAAAACAAAACUGAGGAUAGAAUGACUAACUUUCAUUUUGAUGUUUUUGCUGUUGAUUUUAAUGAAGAAUUAACUGCUUAUAAUUUUGAUUGUAUUAUUUCUCAAGCAAAUUUUUUGGUCAAAGCCGUCAAUUCAAUCCAUCUUUUGUAUAAACAAAAGCCGGUUCAAAAAAUUGUAAUUAUUGGCCAUUCUAUGGGUGGAAUUGUUAUUCAAUAUGCAAUGAUGCUUGAAGAUUUUGUUGCGGAAAGGGUUGCAUUUAUUAUUGGGUUUGCUGUUCCGUAUUCUGAACCACCUUUUUAUUUUGACAAACGUUUUCUCUCUUUCUAUUAUCAUUUAAACAACAACAAAUCUCUCAACUUACCAAAAAUUAUUUCGAUAAAUGGAGGUAUUAAAGAUGAAUUUAUUGACGAAGAUUGGACAAAUGCUUCUUUUUUGGCUUUACAUUCAUCUACAAAUUCUUUAGAUCGUGUAUGGCUUGAUAUGGACCAUAAAUGUAUUUUGUGGUGUAAUCAACUUGAGGAUUAUACUCGAGUAGACAAUACUAACGGAAAAUUUAAUGAUCAUUUUUUAUUUAUUCUUUCAAAAAAUCAAAAACAAUCUCUUUUGGCAAUUAAUGGUUGUGAAUAUAAUAAUUUAAUAAAUAAUCGUUAUUUGUCAACAAAAUAUUUAUUUUCUUUGGCACAAAUUGGAAAUUGUUCAAAUAAUGCUUUUUUAAAAAUAAAUGUAAAAACAAAAUUUUGGUUUUUUAAUCAAAAUAUUGUUAAACAAACUCCAAUUAAUUUAAAUUUAUUUAAAAUUCUUUUUAAUUGGCCAAAAAUUAAAAUUUUUAAAAAUAUGGAUGAUGAAAUGUCACUUUUUCAAAUUCCUCUAAAUUUCACUUUUUCUGAAGCUGACUUUUUUAUUUAUAAUGUUGAAAUUGUUAUGAACAAAUGUAAAACAGUAAAUAAACCAUCGAAUACUUUUUUGUUGGUAAAUAACCAAAUUAGAAGAAUUGCCUCAAUUACUAAACAACACAAUAAAUCUUCUUUAACUUCAUCUAUUUUUAUUUACACUUCUAAAGGCGAUCAAGACAAAAACUUUCAACUUUUAUUAAUUAACACAAAUAAAUGUCAAGAAUAUUUACUUUCAUUUUCUUUUGAUUUUAAACUUUCUUUGAUUAGAGGAUUUCGACGGAUUCGACAUAUUCUCCCAAUUUCUUCUAUUUUAAUUUUAACUUUUUGUAGUCUUUUUGUAUGUUCAAAUUAUUUGGCUGGUUUUGUUAUAUUGUUGCUGGCUGUAAUUUUGAGAGUGAAUAUCGAUUCCAUUGCCGCGGUUUUUCUUCUUUUGUUUAAUUUAUUUUUGUUAUCAACUUCUUACAUUAUUUGUGUCAACAUUCUUCGACCAAUUUUAAAUAUUACUACUAAAAUUUUCAAAACAUAUUUUAAUUUAUUUAAAAAAGCAAAACAUUUAGUUUCUGCUUCUUUUUUAAUUUUUUUCUUUUAUUCACACAAUUCUUCACUAAUAUUUUCUACUUUUUAUUCUUUUGGAAAUUUAAUGACACUAAAUAAUUAUUCAAAUAAUCUAAUUUUCACUUCUGUUGCAACUCUUCAAGUGCUUUUUAGUUUUCUUCAAAUCCCUUCAGUUGUAGAUUAUAUAUGGAAAUUUAUAAAAUAUGGAAAAUGGAGAGCAGAGACGUUUGAUCCAAAUUUUGAGGCAAAUUGUUUGUUUGCUGUCUUCAUUUUUAUAUUACAAGAAGAGAAUUUAAUUUUUCAAAAAUUAUUAAACAAAAAAUUGUCUGAAAGAAAUCUAAAAAUUUUAACAAAUUUAAUUUUACUUUUCUUUUUUCUUUUGAUUUAUAUUCGAAAUCCAAAUUAUUGUUUUAUUACUUGGGAUGAUCUCACAUUAUUUAUUGUAUUAAUUUUAAUUUAUUUGAAGAAAAAUAUAAAAAUUUAA